AUGUCGGAUACUGGGCCGCCAUCGAAUGGGCUGGUGGAUGCUUCGCAAGUAGCGUCGCAAGCAGCAUCGGUUCGAGGUCAGGAUCCACAUUACAUUGAGGCGCUAGCGUCGCUGGCGGCGAUAGGGUCGACAUUGUUGACCAACGAGCUUCCAACCACCGAUCCACUAUCGACGUUGAUUCAAAAACAUCUGCCGCCGCACAUGCGACCUUUACGAGACCUAUCCGGAGACUGGCACACUCGCUCUUUCACAUCAGAUAACCAGCCCGCACAUAUCGAAACGCAUGCUUCCACCGACAUUACACCACACACUGUACGACAGGCAGCAGCAUCUAGCGCAUGGCGUAAAAUUGCUCGGCUUGCACGCACACACAUCCAGAAAUACGCGCAUCACGAUCAAUCAGACCAGCUGGACACGCUUCAAGACGAGACGAGUGUACAAGACGUGCUCGAAUGGUGGAGCGUAAGACUGUACUCAUUGGCGCGGCUCAAGUUGUAUUCGAUCCUCAGCACCGAAUUGAAUGGCGUGUGGCAAGUGAUAGAAACAACAGCGGUGGAGCGAGGCAAGAUGCUGGUAGAUACCGACAUGGUGCCGUUCACGAUGAGGGUGUUGAAGGCAACCGAAGCAAAGUACAGAGGCGAUGUGCGGUCUAGUGUGGAAGCGUAUGUGGAGCUGAUUCGGCUCUGCAAGCGCCGAAUGCGAGAGCUUGAAAGCGAGCAGCCAAAGAUAUGGAAAGAGCGGGCAAUUCAAGUGGGACUCAUGCUAGCGUUCACGCUGGCGGAAACGAAAGACUAUGCUGGAGCGAUCCAACUCGUUGUACCGCUCGUCGAGUCGGCACUGGAAUCGAAAAGCGAUCCGCAAGACGCCAUGCAGAGCAUCCACCUUGUCGUCGUCGCUUCGCGAAUUUGGAUUCAAGCAGGCCAUCUUUCGAGUGCCAUGAGCCUGCUCGACCGAGCCCAACUCCUCCUCGCUUCUCCUCCGCCUGCGUAUAUACAACAUCAACUCGCACACUCGCGUGCGCUCAUCCACGCCAUCUCGGGCGACUUUUCCAGCGCCUCUUUCGUUUCCGCCUCAACAUUGACGCAACAGCUCAAUUCAGCCAUCAGUUGCUUCUACUCGGCUCACCUGGACGACGCCAUCUCGCGCCUACAAAGCGUGCUUGCAGCCGAACCCGCUUCGGUGGCAAGCGCCGAUGCGGUGAUUUUCAACCUGGCAACACUCUACGAACUCGCAAAGCGAGGAGACGCAGAGGUGCUCGAGAGUAAGACGCAGCUCCUGGCUACCGUGGCCAGCUGGGCGGGUGAACCAGGUGUCAGUAGCUCGGCCUUCAAAUUGUGA
Molecule: messenger RNA, 1338 nt
Organism: Mycosarcoma maydis (corn smut)
Lineage: Eukaryota; Fungi; Basidiomycota; Ustilaginomycetes; Ustilaginales
Exons: 1
Coding region: 1-1338 (445 amino acids)
Cellular component (GO): Golgi apparatus; TRAPP complex
Molecular function (GO): protein binding
Source: RefSeq, a predicted model, not a curated record